AUGCAAUUAAUAAAACCUAGCUGGCUUACCCAUUUAGAUAAUAAAAAUCAAAAAACUUCAAUUUUCUCAAUACACGUACAUCCCGACGGAACCAUAAUAGCGACCGGUGGUCUUGAUAAUAAAAUCAAAUUAUGGAAUACUUUACCUAUAAUUGAUGGUAGCAAAGCCCUCGAUCCCAAUGUUCCAAAUUUAUUGUGCACAUUGGGCUUACAUAAUGGUUCGGUUCUCUGUGUAAGAUGGUCUAACAGAGAUGGUCGUUAUUUGGCAUCUAGUUCGGAUGAUAAAAUUUUAUUCAUAUGGGAAUGGGACAAAUCAACCGAAGAUCGUAUCGGGGAAAGCGCUUUUGGAAGCGAUGAACCAAGCAUCGAGAAUUGGAAAACUGUACGUAGACUUACAGGGCAUCAAUCAGAUGUUGUGGAUCUUGCGUGGUCAAGAGAAAAUACUUAUUUGGCCUCAUGUGGAUUAGACAAUUUAGUGUUCAUAUGGGAUGGUAGAACAUUUGAAAGAUUGCGCAAAUUAGAUACGCAUCAAGGAUUUGUCAAAGGUGUAACUUGGGAUCCCGUGGGCGAAUACCUUGCCACCGAGUCAGAUGAUAAAACUGUCAAAAUUUGGAGAACAUCGGACUGGAGAAUACAAGCCGAAAUCAGCGAACCGUUUGCAAGUUCGACUUCAACGACAUUUUACCGUCGAUUAAGUUGGUCACCGGAUGGAUCACAUGUUGCUACUGCGAAUGGUGCACAGGGGCCCGUUCCUGUCGCUGCAAUAUGUAAUAGAGAUGAAUGGAAACCUGACGUAUCAUUGGUUGGUCAUGACUCUGCUAUUGAGGUGGUGUCGUUCAAUCCAGUUAUUUUCAUGAUACCCGAGAGUGAUGGUGCAAAUCCUGAUUCAGCUGGCGUUGGUAGUAUAUGUGCAGUAGGUAGUCAGGAUCAUAGUAUUUCUGUGUGGGUUACUCGGAAUGCGCGAGCUUUAUUUGUUUGUCAAAAACCUUUUAAUCAUAGUGUUUUGGAUCUAGCAUGGUCACCUGAUGGGAAGCACCUUUACGCUUGCUCGUAUGAUGGUACUGUGGUGGUCUUACAAUUUCUCAAUAAUGAAUUUGGAACACGAUUGCCAAUGGAAGAACAAGAAAAAGUUCUUACUAAGUGUGGAAAGAUCCCAUUAUCCUAG
Molecule: messenger RNA, 1164 nt
Organism: Funneliformis geosporum
Lineage: Eukaryota; Fungi; Glomeromycota; Glomeromycetes; Glomerales; Glomeraceae
Source: the annotation of a GenBank genome assembly